CUGAUUGGCUGAUUUUCUUCGGUACCUCAUAAAUGCAAGUCUGUAAACAAACUAGUAUGGCGAGUCUAAGAUACCAGGAUAAAGUUACGAUAAUCACCGGUGGUUCUAAAGGCAUUGGCAAGGGAUGCGUGCAUGUUUUUGUUACCAAUGGAGCUAAAGUUGUGUUCUGUGCUCGGGGAGAAGCAGACGGUAAACAGCUGGAGUCCGAGAUGAAUGCCAAGGGACCUGGUGAAGCUUACUUUAUACCGUGUGAUGUUAGCAAGGAGGAGGAUAUAAAGAACUUAAUUGAAAAGACUGUUGAGAAAUAUGGAAGGAUAGAUUGUUUAAUAAACAAUGCGGGAUAUCAUCCUCCUCAUGCAAAAAUUGAUGAUAUAACUGCUGAUGACUUCAGAGAACUUCUUAACCUCAAUUUGAUCAGCUACUUUCUCACUUCUAAGUAUGCCUUGCCCUACCUGCGUAAAACGGAAGGGAAUAUCAUCAAUGAUUCAAGUCUGGUGAGCCAGAUUGGUCAGACUGGUGCCGUUUCAUAUGUUGCAACAAAGGGUGCCAUUACAUCAAUGACCAAAGCUUUAGCUAUAGACGAGGCAGCCCAUGGAGUGAGAGUAAAUGCGUUUUCUCCAGGUAAUAUUUGGACACCUCUUUGGGAGAUGGCUGCUAAGACAACGGGUGACCUUGAAGUUGCAAAACAAGGAGGAGCAGAUGCUCAGCUAAUUGGCCGAUUUGGAACAAUAGAAGAGUGCGGUGAGGCCUGUUUGUUUCUUGCUGCUGAAGGAACAUUCUGCACUGGAAUUGAUCUAAACCUCUCAGGUGGAGCCGAACUUAAUUACGGCCUAAAGAAUAUGAGAAAGAGAUCAGGCUUGUUCAGCUAGACUUGUCUCAUUAAGAGAAGAGCAACACCAUACCUCUGACUAUCUCUCGGGUGGACUGCCUACAUCAUUAUUUUAUUAAAAAAACAUUAAAGUGAUGGUGCAAAUCACGUUACCAUUUCUAUAAUUCUUAUCAAUAUGUCACACCUUAGAAUGCUUGUUGAAUGUUUAUUUUUCUAUCAUGUAUUGUAAAAGAUAAUUUCUCUUUUUAAUUAUCCACACUUUUAGGUGCAAUAUCUAUUUGAUAAUUUUGUUUAUAUAUACUCUUAACUAUUUAUAAAUGAAGUUUUUUUCCCUUCAAAUCAUUAUACAUGUAUUUGAUAAUUUUAGUAUUGUAUAUAUUUGGUAUCAUCAUUUGCUCUGUUUCAGUGAUGGACCUGUUUUAGUGGUUAUGUCAAUUGCACACAAUAGUACCAUAUAUCUUCACCUAAAUGUCGAUCUCGGCUAUAAGUCGAAUCCCUAAUUUCAAGACCAGAAUUAUUUUUUUUAAAUAUAUUAUUGAACCAUUUAUAAGUCGACCCUUGAAAAACAACUUAUAAAUAUUGAAGUAUUUCUUACUUUCAGCAAAUGAGAACCAUAAAUGUACAAUAUUUG
This is a messenger RNA of Gigantopelta aegis, 1460 nucleotides long. Its product is annotated as 17-beta-hydroxysteroid dehydrogenase 14-like. The record is from RefSeq and is a predicted model, not a curated record. Lineage: Eukaryota; Metazoa; Mollusca; Gastropoda; Neomphalida; Peltospiridae. Gene Ontology annotation, cellular component: cytosol. The transcript is spliced from 9 exons. Gene Ontology annotation, biological process: steroid catabolic process. Gene Ontology annotation, molecular function: estradiol 17-beta-dehydrogenase [NAD(P)+] activity. Bases 33 to 869 code for a protein of 278 amino acids.